Zea mays is the source of this 467-nucleotide messenger RNA. Its product is annotated as serine/threonine-protein kinase tricorner. Lineage: Eukaryota; Viridiplantae; Streptophyta; Magnoliopsida; Poales; Poaceae. The record is from RefSeq and is a predicted model, not a curated record. Gene Ontology annotation, biological process: peptidyl-serine phosphorylation; intracellular signal transduction. Gene Ontology annotation, molecular function: ATP binding; protein serine/threonine kinase activity. The transcript is spliced from 3 exons. The coding region runs from base 48 to 467 and encodes 139 amino acids.
GCAGAGAUAUUAAGCCUGAUAAUUUGCUUCUAGAUAAAAAUGGUCACAUGAAGCUGUCAGAUUUUGGGCUGUGCAAGCCAAUUGACUGUUCAAAGCUCUCAACGUUGAGUGAAGAUGAACCCAUGGGUGAUGACAACAUGAGGGAAUCAAUGGAUAUUGAUAGUUCUUUGUCCAAUACAGCAAAUGGUAGAAGAUGGAGAAGUCAACACGAACAGCUUCAGCACUGGCAGAUGAACAGAAGAAAACUGGCAUUCUCAACUGUUGGGACACCAGAUUAUAUUGCUCCAGAGGUUCUGCUGAAGAAGGGAUGUGGAAUGGAAUGUGAUUGGUGGUCUCUAGGCGCGAUCAUGUAUGAGAUGCUAGUUGGGUAUCCACCAUUUUAUGCCGAUGAUCCAAUAACUACAUGCCGAAAGGUUUGUUUUUCAUCGGCAUUUAUUUGGCUCAGUUCUAUUGUUUUAUCUUAUUAA